CAUAUAUCCGGACUAAAAUAAUUAAACCAUUAAAUCUCGACUCACUUGCUCAACUGGACCCACAAGCUAAACUGGGUUGCCAACCUUCAUCCUAGCGUAAAAGACAUCUCCUUUGGUUGGAGUUUUUGGCAAUCUCAUUUUGUUUGAUGAAAUUAAAUUUGGGUUAAUUGCAUGGUUGGUCACCGAGAUUACAAAAAACGUUCACGUUUGGUCACUGGAAAUAUUUAAUUUCAUUCGUGGUCACUAACUUUCUACUCUCAAUACAUAAAUGGUCACUUUCCGUCUACUUCCGUUGACUUUAGCUUACGUGGCAGUCAACUAACAUAGUUGACCGUUAAAUAUGUGACGUGGAAAUUAAAAAAUUAAUAAAAAAAUAAAAUUUAAUACUUUAAAAUUUCCACCUCAUUGUUGUAAUUGUUAAAACAUAAUAAAUACAUAAAAUUUAAACAAAAUUGAAAAACAAAAAAAAAUCUUAGGUCUUCACGAUUCCAACCUUUUCCCCUCUUGAAAAGUCCCAAUUCUAAUUCCAACCUCCGAUCCUCCAAAUCGUCACCGCCGCGCGUUGCUACUCUGCCUCCAAAUCUCGACUCUCCCAAUCUCCAUGAGUCCGAAUCAGAGUCAUCAUCAGCGCCAUAACCCCUCUGCCCGACCAUUACCACUAGGGCUUGGUUGAAGGAGAACGGGAGGUAGAGGAUGGAGGGGUUGCCGCAGACGACGGAGAAACAGAAGAUGGCACAGAGGGCGAAGUUGAAGAACUGGCGGCGGGUUACUAUUUUCCCAAUCCCGUCGCCAUCCUUAGUUUUCCCCUCAGAAAAUGUGACCCCUUUAAAUCUAACCCUUCAAACGCGCGAGGGCGAUCUCCGGACUGGGUCAAGGCUUAUCCUCCUUCAACUCUACCUACAUCGAGAUCUGUUCAUCGAGGGGCACCGGGCUUGUUGUUCUUGGCGGGAUUACCUUCGGAAGAAGAUGACUGAUUAGUUUGCUCGGCGGGAGGAAAGCCAGGGAGAAGAGGAUAGCGGAGGAGGCUACCAUGAUAGUAGUUACAUGCCGCCCAAUCUACCGCCACUUUGCCAUUCAUCCAACCAACCGCAUCCAACCUGAAUUUCUCCGGUGUUACGGCCGGAUCUACCACUUCCCUUACAAAAAUAGGAUAUUUUCACCACCGCCAGUGGCAAGGAUUUAAAUCGCGACAGCGACCAUCAAAACGACAACCUAAUUCUGAACAAGAUUCAACAGGGAGAACAUGACGCCCAUCGAGGAGCUGGUGAUCUCGCGGAUCAAAGCUCGGCUGAACGAGAGAGAAUUGAAGAAGGAGGAAGAGACCAGAAGUCCGCGACAGUGCGCGAGGCAGAUUGUAAAGCAGGUGAAAGAGAGCGUCAGUAGGAGAGUCGGUUUGGACAUUACCGACUCCGAAUAUCUCCCAGAUACUUCUCCUCCGCCACCACCCCAGGCUCCUUCCACCCAAUCAAGUACUGAAUCUUGUAAAGAUUCCCUGCACGAUGAGGAAACGCUGUCUCCGCCGCCGACACCUCGUCUUUCGCUCCGCUGUACGGGUUGAAACAAACCCUGUUUUCCGCGACUCAAUCAUCUUCGCCCAAAUCCCUUCCAAGCUAGCUUUCAGGAUCGGUGUCACAACGUAGUCCGAUUUCCUCUUGCCAGAUUUGAUCGAUUGCAACUCUCUGCUCAGCAGCGCCGCCUGUUAUUCUCUUCGUCCAAUCCCAUCAUAGAAGAAAUUAGGGGUUUUUUAUUUUUUUAAAUAAAAGUGAUAUGAGGUGGGGUUUUUAUUUUUUUAAAUAAAAGUGAUAUGAGGUGGAAAUGAGAUGGCAAUUUAAAAAAAUUUAAUUUUAUUAAUUUUAAAUUGCCACGUCACACAUUUAACGGUCAACUUUUAGAGUUGACCGCCACGUAAGCAAAAGUUAACGGAGUUGGACGGAGACUGACCAAACGUGAACGGUUUCAGUAAACUGAAGUACCACCAAUGGAAUUAAAUAUUUCAAGUGACCAAACUUGAACGUUUUUUAUAAUCUCAAUGACCAACCAUGCAAUUAACCCAAUUAAAUUUGGAAGCUAGUAUGGUCGUAAAAUUAGAGGAUUCUUCAACAAAGUCUCUUAUUUUAGGUUUGUAGGUUUAUGGUUGAGGAGUUUGGCUGGCAUUUAGUGUUUCGGGGCUUACUUUAGGGGUUAGAGUUUAGAGCUAGGAUCUAAAAUUUAGUCGUUAGGAUUUAGGGUGAGAAUUGUACUUAUGGUUGUGGAUGUAGGGUUUGGAUUUCAAUUAUGGUUUUUUUUUUUUUUUCUUCACUUGGCCUAAUCCCAACAAGGAAUAUCUUGCUCGCAAUACUUAAUUACCUUGUUUGUGUCAUCCUGUAUGAAUUACGAGAUCACCCGAAAUGAACUACGAGAUCACCCAAAAGACACCUUUGACAUUUAGAGAUCGCGGACCGAUCAUAAAUUAAAUAGCAACUAACUAUGGCUCUUGGACCAGACAACAUCCUAAACGUAGGGGGCAUCGAAGCAUGAGGCUAGAAAGAGAAAUGUCAACUAUUCUACAUACAAUGCUUCUCCAAAAUAGAAGCAUUUUUGUUGGUGUAUUAAAGACUAGACUAAUAA
Messenger RNA from Linum trigynum, 2607 nucleotides. The record is from the annotation of a GenBank genome assembly. Lineage: Eukaryota; Viridiplantae; Streptophyta; Magnoliopsida; Malpighiales; Linaceae.